Closterium sp. Naga37s-1 is the source of this 3399-nucleotide messenger RNA. The record is from the annotation of a GenBank genome assembly. Lineage: Eukaryota; Viridiplantae; Streptophyta; Zygnematophyceae; Desmidiales; Closteriaceae.
AUGCCUAAAGAAGGCUUGGUGCUGCACGCCCUGGUGUACGACGACGGCAUCAGUGGCAAGAGAGGCACUUACCUCCUACCCCUUACCCCCUUUUCCCUCCCUGCUCCCCCUUCCCUUCCAGUGGAGUUUCUGGGUGGGAUUCACACCAAAAGAAGGUCUGGUGCUGCUUUGGCAUACAACGAUAGCAGCAGCGGCAGGAGGGGCAUUGCAUACCGGCUGAGUGUAUGUUUCACACCUAGAGAAGGCCUGGUGCUGCACUCACUAGCCUACGACGACAGCAGCAGCGGCAGGAGGGGCGUUGCGCACCGGCUGAGCUUCUGUGAGAUGGUGGUGCCCUAUGGCGACCCCCACGAGCCCCACUACUGCAAAAACGCCUUCGAUGCCGGCGAGGAUGGGCUGGGCAGGAACGCACACUCUUUAAAGAAGGGCUGUGACUGCCUGGGGUUGAUCCGCUACAUUGACGAGCACAUGAUGAGCAACUUCCUCACCCAGCUUCCUGGUUUUGCUUUCCACCUCCACAACACCUUCCCCUCCCCCAUUCCCCAUCCGUCCAUACCCCCCAGGGCUAUGACUGCCUGCGAUUGUCUGGGCUUCAUCCGCUACUUCGAUGCGCACAUGAGCAACUUUCUUGGCGGCGUCGAGACGAUAGAGAACGCCGUGUGCAUGCAUGAGGAGGAAUAUGGCAUGCUCUGGAAGCACGUGGACUGGUGCUCGAGACACGCUGAAGUGAGGCGAUCAAGAAGGCUCGUGCUGUCGUUUCUCUGUACGAUUGGGAACUACGACUAUGGCUUCUUCUGGUAUCUCUACCAGGAUGGCAAGAUCGAAGCGCAAGUAAAGCUGACGGGCAUUCUGUCGGUGGGCACUCUGAGGGAGGGCGAGGAGAGGAGGUACGGGACGCUGCUGGCGCCAGGGCUGUAUGCUCCUAUUCACCAGCACUUCUUUGUGGCUCGCAUGGACAUGGCUGUGGACUGCCGCCCGGGGGAGGCGGCUAAUCAAGUGAGGACUAUUGAGGCACAUGGGGAGCAGGCUAACCAGCAGGUGGUGGAGGUGAACGUGAGGGCAGAAGGGGCAGGCCCGCACAACCCCCAUGCAGCCAUGCUUCCUUGGGGUACCAUUAUUCCCUGCCCCCACCCCCCUCCCCCCUCCCACCCGUCCCCCCUACAUCACGUGGUGGACGUGAACUUAUUCCCUGCCGCUGCCCACCCCCCCCUGCCCACCUCCCCCUGCCCACCUUCCCCUGCCCACCCCCCCCUGCCCACCUCCCCCUGCCCACCUCCCCCUGCCCACCUUCCCCUGCCCACCCCCCCCUGCCCACCUCCCCCUGCCCACCUCCCCCUGCCCACCUUCCCCUGCCCACCUCCCCCUGCCCACCUCCCCCUGCCCACCUUCCCCUGCCCACCCCCCCCCUGCCCACCUCUCCCUGCCUGCCCAUCCCCCCCUGCCCAUCCCCCCCUGGCCCCAACCCUACAUCAGGUGGUGGAGGUGAACGUGAGGGCAGAAGCAGAGGGUCCCCACAACCCGCACGCGAACGCCUUUUAUGCGGAGGAGAGGGUGCUUCGGACAGAGGGCGAGGGCAUGAGGGACAUGAAUCCCAUGUCUGCUAGGCACUGGCUGGUGAGUGGGGGAGUGACUGAGGGAGUUUUAAAGAUACAGCUGGAAAGACAGGGCCUUGUAUGCGCAGGAGAGGGUGCUUUGAUCCGAAACACUCGGGCAGUCAACAGGGCUGGUCGUCCAACCGCCUACAAGCUCAUGCCAGGGACCAACUGCCUGCCCCUCGCGUUGCCCGGGGCGAAAUUUCUCCGCCGGGCAGCUUUCCUGAAGCACAACCUGUGGGUCACGCCGUACCACCCGGAGGAACGAUUUCCGGGCGGCGAGUUCCCGAACCAGAACCCCAGGAUCGGCGAUGGGCUGCCUUUGUGGGUGCAGCGGAACAGAUCAAUCAACAAUGCUGAUGUGGUGCUUUGGUACGUGUUUGGACUCACCCACGUGCCAAGGCUGGAGGAUUGGCCAGUCAUGCCCUGCGAAUACAUCAGCUUCAGCCUCCUGUGCGGAGUAUUCAGUACAGACAGACCUGGUGGGGCCGCUCUUUGCUCACAGGGGACUGUUGCGGCGCCUCAAGACCCGUCUCUUCCUCCGGCGCAACCCCUUACUUCUACUACCUUCCCUUCCCUGCUCCUCCUCCCCCUUCCGCGCAGUGCGGAGUAUUCAGUACAGACAGACCUGGUGGGGCCGCUCUUUGCGCUCAGAGGAAGGCAAUACCGCCGCCACGACCUUCAGCUUGUAAAUAGCCGAGGCCACGUACUAGAAUGCAGUCACUACAUGCCGGCCCACAUCCCGCCCAAUCAGAAGCUGCCAUGUGUCAUCUACUGCCAUGGGAACAGUGGCUGCCGUGCUGACGCCAGUGAAGCAGUGUUUGUGCUGCUCCCAUCAAACAUCACAGUCUUUGCUCUCGACUUCUCAGGCUCGGGAAUGUCCCAAGGGGACUAUGUCACGCUGGGGAGAUUCGAGAUGGAGGACCUUACUACUGUGGUGGAUCAUCUAAGAGCGCAAGGCAGCGUGUCGCUGAUAGGCCUGUGGGGGCGGUCGAUGGGGGCUGUGACCUCGCUCAUGUACGCGGCAAAGGAUCUGUCUAUAGCGGGGAUGGUGCUGGACAGCCCGUUUUCCAACCUGCCCAACCUCAUUCUGGAGCUCGUGGACACCUUCAAAAUCAAGCUGCCCAAAUUCACGGUGAAGAUGCUUGUUUAUUACCUGCGGAAUCUGAUCAAGAAGAAGAUACCUGAUUUCGACAUCAACGAUCUAGACGCCGUGGGAGUGGCGAAGACCAGUUUCAUUCCGGUGUUGUUCGGGCAUGCUUCGGGAGACACGUUCAUUCUGCCGCACCACUCGCAGCAAAUACACGAGGCCUACGCGGGUGACAAGAAUCUGAUCACCUUUGCCGGGGACCACAACUCCCACCGCCCCAACUUCUUCUACGACUCGGCUGCCAUCUUCCUUCACAACGUGCUGCAGCCACCCCCCAUACAGGAACCCCCCGCCUCCUCCCUCUAUAAUCACAUCCCUGGGGGGUCUGAUGCGCAACAGCCAGUGCCGCGUGCUGCUUAUGGUGGUGCUGCGCUCACUGCUGCUGCUGGUGCCGCUGCUGUUGGUGGUGCUGGUGGUGGUGGUGGUGGGGUAUCAGGCAGGAGUACAAGAGCAGAUGUCCCUCCAAGUGCUGACGAGUUGAACCCUCCACACACCACCUACCAGCGCCCACCCCCCGUUGCUGAGUCGCCAGACGAGCUACUGAGCAGUGAGGAGUUGGCGCGCUUCAUGGCACAGUUUGCUGCCUCCGUGCCACCUGGAGAAGAGCUUGCUCCCGGAUUGGAAGAUGGCUAUGAUGAGGAUGAGGUGAGCAGAUGA